AUGGAAGAUGGAGAAAAUGACAAGGGGUUUAACAAAAUAAAUCUUGUUAAAUCUUGGCUUUCUUUAAUCUCUAGCCCUAAUUUUGCGAAGACCCAUCCCUUAUUAUCCGCUAGUAACAAGAAUUACUCCCACCAUGGACUUAUGUUUAGGGUUAAUGAUCCUAACCGCUAUCUCAAGGACUGUUGUGUUAACGCUUUACUUUACGAUUCUGUAACUGAGGCAUUAGACGUAGAUUAUCCAUGUACAACUCCUAAUGAUUAUACUUGGAUUGUGAGUUCUGUUAAUGGAUUGAUUUGUCUUGUAAAAGAAGUUUACGACGACGAAUUACAUGAGUUGUUUCUGUGGAACCCAUCAAUUAGAAAGUAUAAGAAAUUGCCUAAGUAUAGACUUAAAGUGAGUCGCGCUUACUCUAUGGAUGAAAUUGAAUAUUUCAAAUUUUGUUUUGUAUAUGAUGAGUUACAAGAUGAUUACAAGGUAGUGGGUGUUUUUCCUAUUCACGAAAAUAUGCGUCGUGUUGAGGUCAAAAUAUAUAGUCUAAAGAGUGAUUCUUGGAGAUGUAUUGAUGACUAUCAGGGUACGGAUUUUUCGUAUUAUAAUAAUAACAAGGGUAAGCUUGUGAAUGGGAAAAUCCAUUGGCUUGGGAGCUGGUGCAAGCUAAUUAUUUCUAUUGAUUUGGCUAAUGAGAAAUGGACAGAGAUAGAGAAGCCAGGAUGUGGUACUUCGGAGCUAGGAGUGUUUGGGAGUUGUCUUUCUGUGCUUAAUUGCGAAUACGCGUCGACUCGUGCAGAUUUAUGGGUUAUGAAGGAGUAUGGGGUAAAAGAAUCUUGGACAAAAAUGUUUACCACCAAAUCUCCAGGUGAUUCUAUGUUAUAUAUGUUUCAUCCACCCAUUAUAACGUCAAAUGAAGGUGAAAUUUUGCUUAGGCAUGGUUCACGUUUCACGAAAUACAAUCCAAAGGAUGACUCGAUCAGAUAUCUGGAUGUUACUAACUUUGAUCAAUGUUAUGAGGCAGAAAUCUAUGUUAAGAGCCUAAUUUGUCCGCUUUCACAGAAGGGACCAUGAUGGCAACAAGAACGGAGGCUGAAAUAACUCAGAUGAAAACAAUUUUAGUAAUGAUCUGUAAGAGUUGCACUCUAUGUAUUGUUCUUCAGUGCUGUUAAAUUCUGUUUCAUAUUGCUUGGGGAUCUUUUUUAUCAUUUUCCUUUUCUGCACUAUUUUCAAGAAACGCUAUGAAAGAGCAGUUAUUUUGGUUGUGUUACUUGGUGUGUCGAACUUUAAACUCAAUGGUACUGGGCGUUGUUGCUCUUUUAAGCAGUUUUUUUAAGGUGAUGCUGUGUCUAUAGAUAAAGUAAGAAUAGAGA
This is a messenger RNA of Lycium ferocissimum, 1361 nucleotides long. Its product is annotated as F-box/kelch-repeat protein At3g23880-like. Bases 1 to 1062 code for a protein of 353 amino acids. NCBI's taxonomy places the organism in Eukaryota, Viridiplantae, Streptophyta, Magnoliopsida, Solanales, Solanaceae. The transcript has 2 exons. The record is from RefSeq and is a predicted model, not a curated record.